This is a messenger RNA of Mirounga angustirostris (Northern elephant seal), 4064 nucleotides long. RefSeq names its product amine oxidase [copper-containing] 2. The transcript has 4 exons. Lineage: Eukaryota; Metazoa; Chordata; Mammalia; Carnivora; Phocidae. The coding region runs from base 857 to 3127 and encodes 756 amino acids. Gene Ontology annotation, biological process: amine metabolic process. Gene Ontology annotation, cellular component: plasma membrane. Gene Ontology annotation, molecular function: primary methylamine oxidase activity; copper ion binding; quinone binding. The record is from RefSeq and is a predicted model, not a curated record.
CACCUUGCAGAGUAGCCUUUUGAUAUCCAAUGAUCCCCUCAUUGUCUCUGCGAAAAGAGAUUUAAGGUCUUGAACAGUGGAGGAACGUCUGCUGUAGUCUGUUUCAGAGAUCAGUACCAGUAGCUAACAAUUUUUGAAUGCCUAGCCUGUGUUAGGCUCUGUUAAGUGCUUUAGGUGUGUGACCUUUAAUUUUCACGUAUCUGGGGUAGUUUACCCCGCUUUUAUAGAUGAGGACACUGAAACUCAUAAGAAGUAACUCCUCUGAGGUCCUACAGUGUAGGGAUCUGCCUGCUGAUCCCAGGCUCUCACCUUUCCUUUCCCACUGACUAGAUAGAAGAGGCUUGAUACUACAAAGCAAGGUCUUGGCCUCUGGCAGCUGGCCAAGUGCUUAUUGCUGACCUGGGCCGUGGGUUGUGGGAAUAUUGGCGGGUGGUGCCUGCUAGGAGGUAGGGAAAUGGAUAGUUCUGGUGCCUGCGUGUAGCACGCAGCACUUAACUGGGCACCUGAGACUUGCAUUCUUCCUCAGACCUAUUCUGAGGGAAAGGUAGAGUUUAGGGUUAAUCCACAUGCCCUCUAGCCUGGUCUGAGUGAUGGCAGCCAGAGCUCCUGCCAUGCUGCCGCCAGGAGCUCAGGGGCAGGGGAGAGCCUUUGCACGUGGAAGUGGUGCCUGGAGGCAAACCACCGAACAGAAAAUUGGAACAGAAUUAUAUAAAUUAAGGUCAGAAAUUUCCUGUCCAACCCACAGGGUGGAGUUUUCUCCAUUCCUAUCCAUCCUACUGAAUAUAAGCCCUGAUUUGAUGUCAGUAACUGGAAGGAGCAGCUGGGAGGACUCCCCUUUCAGCUGUCUGCAUUCAGCAUGAACCUCAAGGUAGUCCUCGUGUUCCUGGCACUGUCCCUCAUUACCAUCUUUGCCCUGGCCUAUGUCUUGCUGACCAGCCAAGGUGGCUCCAGCCAGCCUCCCCGCUGCCCCUCCGUGUCCCCCAGUGCCCAGCCCGGGACACACCCCGGCCAGAGCCAGCUGUUUGCAGACCUGAGCCGAGAGGAGCUGACGGCUGUGAUGAGCUUCCUGACCCGGCAGCUAGGGCCAGGCCUGGUGGAUGCAGCCCAGGCCCGCCCCUCGGAUAACUGCAUCUUCUCGGUGGAGCUGCACCUGCCCCCCAAGGCCGCAGCCCUGGCCCACCUGGACAGGGGGAGCCCCCCACCUGCCCGGGAGGCACUGGCCAUCGUCUUCUUUGGCGGACAACCCCAGCCCAACGUGAGUGAGCUGGUGGUGGGGCCACUGCCCCGGCCCUCCUACCUGCGGGAUGUGACGGUGGAGCGUCACGGGGGCCCCCUGCCCUACCACCGCCGCCCCAUGCUCGGAGCUGAGUUUACCCAGAUGUGGAAGCAUUUGAAGGAGGUGGAGCUCCCCAAGGCACCAGUCUUUCUGGCUUCUGUCUUCAACUACAAUGGCUCCACUUUGGCACCUCUGCAUGCCACCCCCAGUGGCCUGCGCUCGGGGGACCGUGCUACCUGGAUAGCCCUCUACCAUAACAUCUCAGGUGUUGGGAUUUUCCUUCACCCAGUGGGGCUGGAGCUACUGCUGGACCACAGGGCCCUGGACCCUGCCCACUGGGCUGUCCAACGGGUCUUCUACCUUGGGCGCUACUAUGCAGACUUGGGCCAGUUGGAAUGGGAGUUUAAGGCUGGCCAGCUGGAAGUGGUUAGGGUUCCUCUCCCCCUGCCAAAUGGGGCUUCAUCCUUGAAGUCCCGGACCUCCCCAGGUCCUCUCCCUCCUCUUCAGUUUUCACCCCAGGGCUCCCAAUAUAGUGUGCAAGGGAACCUGGUGGCAUCCUCCCUCUGGACAUUUACCUUCGGUCAUGGGGUGUUCAGUGGCAUGAGGAUUUUUGAUAUUCGGUUCAAGGGCGAGCGGGUGGCCUAUGAAGUCAGUGUCCAGGAGUGUGUAUCCGUCUAUGGUGCUGACUCACCCAAGACAAUGAUGACCAGAUACUUGGAUAGCAGCUAUGGACUUGGCCGUCACAGCCGGGGCUUGGUUCGGGGAGUCGACUGCCCCUAUCAAUCGACGAUGGUGGACAUCCACAUACUAGUGGGUACAGGGGCAGUCCAGUUGCUCCCGGGGGCUGUGUGUGUAUUUGAGGAGGCACAAGGACUACCCCUUCGGAGGCACCACAAUCACCUUGAGAGUCAUUUCUAUGGUGGUUUGGCUGGCUCGGCCCUUGUAGUCAGGUCUGUGUCAUCAGUAGGCAACUAUGACUACGUUUGGGACUUUGUACUGCACCCAAAUGGGGCGCUGGAAGGGCGGGUCCAUGCCACGGGCUAUGUCAACACGGCUUUCCUGAGUGGGGGUGAGGAGAGCCUCCUCUUUGGGAACCGUGUGGGGGAACGAGUGCUGGGGGCAGUGCACACGCAUGCCUUCCACUUCAAGCUGGACCUGGACGUGGCAGGGCUGAAAAACUGGGUGGUAGCUGAAGACGUGGUGUUUAAACCUGUGGCAGCCCCUUGGAGUCCAGAGCACCAGCUGCAGCGCCCACAGCUGACUCGGCAGGUCCUCGGAAGGGAGGACCUGACAGCUUUUUCCUUGGGAAAGCCCCUGCCCCGCUACCUUUAUCUGGCUGGCAACCAGACUAAUGCCUGGGGUCACCAGCGUGGGUACCGAAUCCAGAUCCACAGCCCCCUCGGCAUACACAUGCCCCUGGAGAGCGACAUGGAGAGGGCCCUCAGCUGGGGGAGAUACCAGCUCGUGGUGACGCGGAGGAAGGAGGAGGAGUCACAGAGCAGCAGCAUCUAUUACCAGAAUGACAUCUGGACCCCCACUAUGGCCUUUGCUGACUUCAUCAACAAUGAGACCCUCUUAGGAGAGGACCUGGUGGCUUGGGUUACAGCCAGCUUCCUGCAUAUCCCCCAUGCUGAGGAUGUCCCCAACACAGUGACUCUGGGGAACAGAGUUGGCUUCUUGCUCCGACCCUAUAACUUCUUUGAUGAGGAUCCCUCCAUCUUCUCCCCUGGCAGCGUCUACUUUGAGAAGGGCCAGGAUGCUGGGCUCUGCAGUGUCAACCCUGUGGCCUGCAUCCCCCACCUGGCGGCCUGUGUCCCAGACCUGCCCCCUUUCUUUUACCAGGACUUUUAGCCCCAAGGGUGUGGUGGGACAUGGAGGGGGGUUGCUGAGACAUUUGUACCUUUCUCUCUGUUCCCACUUCCUGCUCCCUUGAUUCCUACCCUCUUAAUGUCCCUUAGGAAACAGCCUCCCACACUAAACCCGUAUAUAUCCCUUUCGUUAAUUCUUAUUUCCAGUUCAUUUUGUUUAAAUGAUGGAUUUAUACAAAUGAUAUGAUUAUUAAGAUAUUCAAGCGAAACCCCACAAAUUCUACCACUCAGAAAUAGCCAGUGUUCACAUUUGGUGAACGUUAUACCAGACAUUUCUUUAUGCAUGUGCAUUGAAAUGGAAGAAUAGAUAGAAUUUUGUAAAAAUAGAUGGUGUGUGUGAUUUAUAAUAAAAGGUGCUACAAGAUUUAUCGCUUGAAUUUCUUCUAUUUGACUUUUGAAGUAUCUAGAAUCACCCUGAGAAUAUUAAGAACUCUGGCCAAGGAAAUUAGCAAUGGAAGAAGAGAGGGCAAGAGGGACAGACCAGGCCAAGGAAUGCCGCUUGGGAAGCUGCGGGGCUGGGGGUGGGGGUUUCCUUGGAAGCACAACAAUAGUUCCAAGUUACAGGAAAGGGAACAUCUGGUCCUGGAAGGUGGGGGUUGGGUGAAGAAGCCAGGCGAGGGGGACGAGGGUCUGCUCUGCGCAGACCCAGCUCCUUACUGCUGGUGCCUUUCCAGGCUCAACUGGUCAGUUGCAUUAUUUUUAAAUCCCACUCUCCUUCUGCCUCCCCCAGCUCUCCCCAGUUUCAACCCUGACCCAGAAAGCGGAGUCUGAUUUGGAGCCUGGAAGACAAAGCCAUGUAAGGUCUGUGGAAAUCACUCCCGCCCUGCUUGGGGCCCGCCCCGCAAGCCCGGCCUGCCCCGCCCCCUCCCCAGCCUUCCCAUGUCCUUCCCACCCUCCCCACCCUCAGUAUCCUGAGCGGC